Molecule: messenger RNA, 987 nt
Organism: Aphanomyces astaci
Lineage: Eukaryota; Oomycota; Saprolegniomycetes; Saprolegniales; Verrucalvaceae
Exons: 1
Coding region: 45-866 (273 amino acids)
Biological process (GO): vesicle-mediated transport
Cellular component (GO): membrane
Source: RefSeq, a predicted model, not a curated record
GCUGUCGUCGCGUUGGCCGUGGCGUGCAUAUAUUGAAUCGUAACAUGGCGCUCUCUCACGACAAUGUCAAGUUUUUAGCCGUGGCGCGGGCCAGCGACAAGGUCAUCGUGGCCAGCUAUGCGCACACGAAGAAGGACAAGGAGGACUCGCCCAAGUACGUUGACAUGCUCAGCAAAGUUCUGCGGGCGCCCACGUGGAAGCAGCAAGUUACGCCCAACAGCCGCCACACGCUGGACUGUGACCCGAACAAGUUUCAUUUCACGAUGGACAACGACGAGAUGGUGUACUGCGCCAUCACAGCCGCCGACUAUCCCAUCCGACUUGCCUUCAAGUUGAUCACGGCGGUCCAAGAGGAGGUUAGCGGCAAGCACGGCGCCAAGCUUGCCCAGGCCAAAGAGAAUGGCCUGGAUUGCGGCAAGUCUCUAGGGGUUAUCGCCACCAUGUACGACGACCGCACUAAAGUCGACAAGGUGUCGGAAGUGAUGGCGCAAGUGGAUGCGGUCAAGAGCACCAUGCAAGACAACAUCCAAGUGGUAUUGUCCAACACGGAAAAGAUGGAGCUCGUGGAACAGAAAAGCAACGACCUAAACGAACAGGCCAAGGUGUUCCGCAACGCAGGAAAGAGCCUCGCCCGGACCAUGUGGUGGAAAAACGUCAAGAUGAUGAUUGCGAUUGGGCUGCUGGUCGUGCUGGUCAUUAUUGUCCUCCUUGCCAUGGCUGGGGUUUUCAAGUCAUCUACACCUGCGGCUACAGCUGCCCCCGCGGCUACAUCUUCCCCUACUACCGCGAUGCCGACGACUGCAAAACCUGUGCGAGCUCUACGCGACGUCAUUGGGCAUGUCAACCGUGUAUCGCACGGUGUUUAGGGUUUACAAGGGGAAUCUAAACAAGAUGAACUAAGAUAGUAUUGGUAUGGCGUUGAGCUUGUAGGUCUACAUGUUAGGUAGUCCAUGCUGGAUGUAAGAUUCAUGCAAAUAAUACAGUCGC